Messenger RNA from Nerophis ophidion (straightnose pipefish), 1421 nucleotides. Its product is annotated as lipopolysaccharide-induced tumor necrosis factor-alpha factor homolog. Bases 208 to 441 code for a protein of 77 amino acids. The record is from RefSeq and is a predicted model, not a curated record. NCBI's taxonomy places the organism in Eukaryota, Metazoa, Chordata, Actinopteri, Syngnathiformes, Syngnathidae. The transcript is spliced from 4 exons. Gene Ontology annotation, molecular function: zinc ion binding.
GCAUCUUCCAUGUUGGGCUUAUGAAGUCAUGAUGUCGUAGUUUUUUUUAGUUCUAAUUCAAACAUUUUUUGCUAAUAUUUGUCCUCUCGCCUUUCAACCAGGCAAAUCCAAUAAAGAAGAAGACAGUGACAAGUGAUUUCUACGCCUGCCCGCCACAAGUUAACGUCAUUCGUACAAAAGCCAAGAGGAGUGACUCACGUGGUGGAAAUGUCAUCGCUACGAGAAACUCCAGGACAAGCGCAGUGUCCCCACUGCCAGCAGACGGUGGUCACCCAGAUAGAACACAAAGCAGGCCUGAAGACCUGGGGCAUCUGUGGAGGCCUCGCCCUCUUCGGGUGUUUUCUCUGCUGCUGUAUACCAUUCUGUGUGGACUCCUGCCAGGAUGUGGAGCACCACUGUCCAAACUGCCAUAACACCAUCCAUGUUUACAAGCGAUGGUGAUCACACAGUUUUAAGCAGGGACUUUUUUACCGCGCUCAAAUGUAACUAAGGCUGAGACGUUCUGUGAAAUGUGGCUGUGGCAUGGCAGGUCGUAUAAAUACGCAUUAUAAAUCAGCCGGUGGUAGUCGUGAUUUAGUGCUAAAAUGCAAACCAAUUGGCAUUUUUUUUUUGUGUCUUAGGAUUCUAACAACGUUAAAUGCAAAACCAACACAUGCCGUAUUUCUUUGAAUUGCCGCAGGGCAUAUAGUAUGCGCCUGCCUUGAAUUACUGCCGGGUCAAACUUGCUUUGCAAAAUAAUUAGCACAUGCUUAGUAUUACCGCCUGGUCAAACUAGUGAUGUCACGAGUGACACUUCCCCUGUCAUAAUUUUCAAAAUGGAGCAGACUGAUUUCAAUACCAGUAAUUUUAAAUCGCAUAAAGGGAAGAAGAUUAAAAGCUAUUCAGUAGGAUUUAAGGUCCAAGCUUACAUCACACUCAAUUUUUUACUGCAUGCCUUUGAUAAGUGCCGGAGUGAGAAGAGGUUUUAAAAUAAUUAGCGCAUGCUUACUUUUACCGCAUGCCUUUGGUAAACGCAGGAGUGAGAAGAGGUUUUAAAUUAAUUAGCGCCCCGGCGGCAAUUCAAGGAAAUACGGUAUGCUAAGCUCGCUUGCAAAUAUUGCAGAAAUGUUGCAGAAAUACAAUAAAAACAACUUAUAAAGGUAAUGUAGUGCAGUGGUUGUCAAACUUUUUUUCCACCAAGUACCAUCCAAAAAAACACUUCACCUCUACAAGUACCACCUUAUUAACCAACAUUAAAAUACAUUUGUGAAGUAGGCCUAAGUAUUUAUUAAAAACAAGGUAGAGGCUUUAUAUAACACGUUUCUUAAUCUGAAUCCUAUUUGUAUUUUGUCUGACUUCUUUGCUUGAUCAAUUCCAUAAUUGAAUUCCACUUACUGAUAUACUAAAAGUUGUAAGUGUUGUACGUGCAUACAAAUGUUUUA